Messenger RNA from Melospiza georgiana, 684 nucleotides. Its product is annotated as olfactory receptor 14J1-like. Gene Ontology annotation, molecular function: G protein-coupled receptor activity; olfactory receptor activity. The transcript is spliced from 2 exons. Gene Ontology annotation, biological process: G protein-coupled receptor signaling pathway. The annotation marks the transcript as partial. Gene Ontology annotation, cellular component: membrane. NCBI's taxonomy places the organism in Eukaryota, Metazoa, Chordata, Aves, Passeriformes, Passerellidae. The record is from RefSeq and is a predicted model, not a curated record.
AUGGUGACCCAGCGGGGCUUCAUGGAACCCAGAGACCAUUAUGACUCUGUGGGGCCUGAUGGAACCAUGGAGACCAUUGUGACCCUUCAGGGCCUCGUGUCACCAAGGGGGCAUUAUGACACCUCAGAGAUUUGCCUCCUGACCAUCAUGUGCUACGACCGCUACGUGUCCAUCUGCAAACCCCUGCACUACGGGACCCUCCUGGGCAGCAGAGCUUGUGCCCACAUGGCAGCAGCUGCCUGGGCCAGUGCCUUUCUCAAUGCUGUGGUGCACACAGCCAAUACAUUUUCCCUGCCCCUGUGCCGUGGCAAUGCCCUGGGCCAGUUCUUCUGUGAAAUCCCACAGAUCCUCAAACUCUCCUGCUCCAAAUCCUACCUUAGGGAUUUUGGGCUGCUUGCUGUUAGUGCCUAUUUAUCAUUUGGUUGUUUUGUGUUCAUUGUUUUCUCCUAUAUGCAGAUCUUCAGGGCUGUGCUGAGGAUCCCCUGUGAGCAGGGACGGCACAAAGCUUUUUCCACCUGCCUCCCUCACCUGGCCGUGGUCUCUCUUUUCUAUAGCACUGGCACAUUUGCCUACCUGAAGCCCCCCUCCAUUUCCUCCCCAUCCCUGGAUCUGGCCCUGUCAGUUCUGUACUCAGUGGUGCCUCCAGCCCUGAACCCCCUCAUCUACAGCCUGAGGAACCAGGAG